CAAAUUUUGAUUUAUUUGCAUGUUUCCAGUUAUGUGUUAGGCUGUAAAGAUUCUUAACUAUUAUUGAGGCUACUAUUUAAAUUGCAAUUAUGAAAAAAUGAAUGCCCAAGUGCUGUACAGUUUAUUUUCUUGCUAUCGAACUGCAGUUCAGAACUUACGUAAAACAUGUGUAGCUAACGCAUGCUUAAAUACUUCUAAAGGUACACGGAAAAUGAGAAAAGCCAGAAAAUAUAGGAGACCUGAAGAUUUAGAAGAUCCAUUUUACUAUGGGAUAGGUCCUAAACCUGAAGUGAAGGCUGUUUGCCAGUCUAUUGCUGCUAGAGGGUUUGCUAAAGAACAGCCUUCUUACCAGCCACCUUCUGAUGUAGAAGAGCAACUUCAUCAAAUCUGUAAAAAAAUAUUUGGUUCGCAGUUGAAUCCCGAAUGGAAAAGACAGACUUUGGAUGAUCGGUUAUUAAAAUACAAAGUGCUGACAAAAACAAUACAGCAACUCAAUAAACAUAUCCCAAAUUCUCUAUUAUACAAGAUAAAGGAUGUAGAAGAUAUUUUGACUUAUUUUAGUACCCCAGUUGAUGGAUUGUUGCAUUAUGAUGCUCUUGUUCGAGAUCAAGAAAAACUACCACCUAAUCUGUGUGUGUUGCCAGACACUUCUGUUUUUAAUCCUGAAACCGAUACCUUCUUUGAAGGUGUUACAGCUUUUCCUGGACGCAAGAGAAUUAUAUAUACUAAGACUGGAGAAAAACUUGAAAAAACAAUACAAUGGCCAAAUAUAUAAAUGGUAAAUAUGUUGAGCAGAUAUUUAUUGUAUCACACUGUUUUUAAAAUUUCAAGCAUCAUUAAAGAUAUUAUUAUUCA
Messenger RNA from Stegodyphus dumicola, 855 nucleotides. RefSeq names its product mitochondrial ribosomal protein L50 (gene mRpL50). Gene Ontology annotation, cellular component: mitochondrial large ribosomal subunit; mitochondrion. The record is from RefSeq and is a predicted model, not a curated record. NCBI's taxonomy places the organism in Eukaryota, Metazoa, Arthropoda, Arachnida, Araneae, Eresidae.